Monoraphidium neglectum is the source of this 351-nucleotide messenger RNA. RefSeq lists its product as hypothetical. Gene Ontology annotation, biological process: transport. The record is from RefSeq and is a predicted model, not a curated record. The transcript is spliced from 4 exons. NCBI's taxonomy places the organism in Eukaryota, Viridiplantae, Chlorophyta, Chlorophyceae, Sphaeropleales, Selenastraceae. Gene Ontology annotation, molecular function: transmembrane transporter activity. The coding region runs from base 1 to 351 and encodes 116 amino acids.
AUGGGCGUUUGGCGCGCCAUGGCGGGCGCCGAGGGCGCAAGGGGCCUGUUCAAGGGAAUGUCUUACCCACUGUACACCACUUCGCUGCAAAACGCGGUCACAUUUCAGUCGCAGCGUGCGGGCGAGCGGGCCCUGGAGGCAGCGGGCGUGCCCAGCAGCAUGGCCACCACGUGCAUGGCCGGAAUGUUUGCCGGCGCCGUCCAGACGUUCAUCAGCUCGCCAGUGGAGCUGCUCAAGAUCCGGCUGCAGCUGCAGCGCGCCAAGCCGGGCGCCCCCGGCUACGUGGGGCCGCUGGGGAUGCUGCGGCGCGUGCUCAAGUAUGAGGGCGUCGCAGUCAGCAGCGGCCGCUGA